CUUAAAAAAAAUAGCAGUCUGUGGUCGCUCAAGAGAAUUGAGAAAAAGGCGACAUAAAUCGUAAAGUUUUAUCGGAAAUCUGUAAUAUAACGACAGUACAACUAUAUAAGCUAUUAUAUCGAUAUUAAUUUUUAAAAUAUAUUAAAAUGGCAGACAAAAAAGUGACCCCACCCCUCGGAGCUUACCCCCAGCCUCAGCCGCCGCAGGGGCCCUUCCUGCCGGCGCCGCCGCACCAGGCCGCGCCGCAGUACGGAGUGGCGGGCGGGUCGCCGUACGGCGUGGCGUUCGGCGGCGCGGGCGCCGGCGCGGGCGGCGUGUACGCGCCGCCGCCGUACGACCAGCUGCAGCACCACCAGGCGCUGCCGGCGCUCGGCCAGCAGCUGCCGAUGUACAGCCCGGCCGCCGCGAUGUACGCCGCCGCCGCUGGCUACCCGGGCUACAUCGGCUACCCGGUGCAGUACUACCCCUACUACCCGGCCGCCGUGCAGCCCUCCAUCCAGCCGCUGCGCCCCACCAUCAUGAUUCCGAACGGUUUCGAGGCGGGCGGUCGGUUCGAGGGUCUGGCGCAGACGCUGCUGCCGCCCGCGCCGCCCGGCGUGCCCCCCUCACCCGCGCACCUCGCCGCGCUCCAGCCCCACCAAGUGCUAUGGCGCUAGGCGCGGCCGCUUGCGGUGCCCCCCCGAGAGGACGGACCCCCGGCCGGAUACGGAGAUUAACAUUACUUUUUGCUAAAAAGUAAUGUUAAUGUAAAGCUACUAAAUAUAAAAAUAUUACGGGAUUGUCGGCCGGGGUCGUUCCUGGCCCAUUAAUCUGUGAUCUGCUCUGACGCCUGUCGCUCGCCGUCCGCCGUCCGCCGCCGCCGCUGCCGCUUCGAAUCGAUAUAUAUUCCUGUAACGAGGCGGGGUUAUAUAUUCCUGUAACAACUUAAAUCAUACAUUUUUAAUGAUCGGCGGCGUACGCGGCGCGGCGGCGGGCGGCGGGCGGCGGCGCGCCGCGAACUAUCACGUAGUAUUAUAGCGGCGCGACCCGCCUAGUUAUGUACGAGGUACGCUCCGGUUGGGGUGUUGUAGGUAAUUUAUUGAGCCGUCGUCGAGUGAACUUCGCCGGUGGGGCCCCCCCCCGGGAGGCCGGCCCGCUUCUUUUAUUCGAUUAGAAGUAUUAAGUAGUAAUACGAUCGGAAAUAUUACGCCCGUCUGCUCGGAGGUAAAUAAUAAAAAGUAGAGACUUAAUUUCGUAAUCGUCUCGGCGCCGCGCCGCCGCCGGCCGAGGCGAGAUGUGGUCGAGUCUACUCUGAACGUGCGACGAAGGCAUUUAAAAUUGUUUCUUUCGAAGUAACAAAAAUAUUGUUUGUAUUAUAACAAAAAUAAUAAUGAUAUAACGAAAUAAUAAGAACGGUAAGAUGAGGACGCGCAGUGCGGUCGGCGCCGGCCGCGAGCGGCUCCCCCGCCACCGUCGUUGAAUUCACUCGGGUUUAGUUUGCGAUUGGAAUCUCAGUGUAUGUUUAAGUUUACGAUACUCGUAUAUUUGCGACGCCUGGUGCUCGCGUGAGCGGGUCCCCCCGCGCCCUCCCGCCGGAUAAUAUUUAGUCUAAUUGUUCGUUUAGUCUAAUUACCUUCGCUCCGAUGGAAGCGAGGGCGGCGGACAGCGGGUGGACUGCGGUCGGGCGCGGCGGCGCGGUCGGGCGCAGCGGCGCGGCCGGGACGCGCUCGCGUCGGUUAUUAUAAUGUUUUAUACCUCAUAUAUAUUAUCUUUUUGAUUUUGCAUUUUUUUGUUGAUCGAAUCAUGUUAGGACUGGGUAAUGAAAUAAAAUAAGCAAUAAGUACAUAGUGUCAUGGGACCGUUUCGGAACCGUCGGGUCCACGCGGCGUCGCCGACCCCGCGACCCCGGUGUACCCGACUAUCAAUCGCUACCGAUCGUGCUAGCCAAAUUUUUUACUUGACCGUUCGACCGUCGAGUUUCGGUGCGAUGGAUUUCGUCGUAACUCGAACGGUAGGAGUCGAUUCACGUCCGGCGACUCUGUCACUUCUCAUUAGAAAUUCCGCGGUGCGUCGGCCGCCGCGCCCCCUCCCCCCCUCCCCCGACGCUCGCGACGAUGAUUCCUCGCGUCGGUAUCGAAUGAUCAUUACGACGAUACAGCUUUCGGGUUGUAUGAGUGUACAAUUAUUGUUAAGUAUACAAUUUUCAAUCGAUGACGCCGCGAAAAGUUUCUUAAUAUGUACGUCUAUACUGUAACUCGUGUUUGGGCUCGAAAUGAAACGGUCCAGCGAGCGAAGUAGCGUCACGAGCGUUGGGGGCGGGGCGGCAGCGGGGCGGCCGCGGCCCGUGGGCAGUAGGGAGUGGAAGCGGGUUUGCUCAAAGUGUAAAUCUAUCGACUUGCAGUCAAGUGCAAUAUAUUAUAGUAUAAUUAUUAUUUUGUUUCCAAUAAAAGUAAUAAAUUA
Messenger RNA from Aricia agestis (brown argus), 2439 nucleotides. RefSeq names its product DAZ-associated protein 2-like. Bases 147 to 656 code for a protein of 169 amino acids. NCBI's taxonomy places the organism in Eukaryota, Metazoa, Arthropoda, Insecta, Lepidoptera, Lycaenidae. The record is from RefSeq and is a predicted model, not a curated record. The transcript has 5 exons.